AUGGAUUUACCUAACAUACUGGUUGAUAAAGUCACAACAAUUCAAUAUGAUAAUUCAAAUGAUGAACAAAAAUUGCAAUUAAAAGAAGACACGACAAGAAUAACUGCAGAAAACGGAAAUUUGGAAUUGUUAAAAUAUGCAUUUCAAAAAAGAUGUAAAUGGGAUGAAAAAACAACAGAAGCUGCUGCAAAUAAUGGUCAUUUAAAAUGUUUAAAAUAUGCUUAUGAAAAUGGUUAUGAAUUGAAUCAAUUCAAAAUUGCGAAAAGUGCGAUUAGAAAUGGUAAUCUAAAAAUAUUAAAAUAUAUUCACAAAAAUGGAUAUGAUUUCAAUCAAUUCAUAACUAACGUUGCUGCUGCUGGAUGCCCAUUGGAUGAUAGAAGUACUAAUGAGGCCGCCAUUCAGGGUAAUUUAAAUAUUUUAAAAUAUGCAAAUAAAAAUGGUUGCAAAUGCCAUAAACAUACAACUACAGAGGCAGCCAAAAGAG
This is a messenger RNA of Daktulosphaira vitifoliae (grape phylloxera), 484 nucleotides long. RefSeq lists its product as uncharacterized. The record is from RefSeq and is a predicted model, not a curated record. The transcript is spliced from 3 exons. Lineage: Eukaryota; Metazoa; Arthropoda; Insecta; Hemiptera; Phylloxeridae. The annotation marks the transcript as partial. Gene Ontology annotation, molecular function: protein binding.